AUGCUAGAAUAUUCUAUAUGCAAUGUCGACCUGAAACACAUAGAGCAGGUGAAAGGCAGCAACAUCGUCCCCAUCGGCAUCAACCUGAGGGAGUUCUACAUGUCGGUGGAGUGGGACAUCCUCGAGGUCCCAGCCAAGAGGAACCAGGAGUAUUUCCCAGGCGCUCCCGAGCCCUACCCAGAUAUCACGUUCAACCUGACGAUGAGGCGGAAGACCCUGUUCUACACCGUCAACCUCAUCAUCCCGUGCGUCGGCAUCUCGUUCCUCACUGUCCUUGUCUUCUACCUGCCGUCGGACUCGGGAGAGAAGGUGACUCUGUGUAUCUCCAUCCUGCUCUCCCUCACCGUGUUCUUCCUCCUGCUGGCCGAGAUCAUCCCUCCCACUUCUCUCGCCGUGCCUCUGCUGGGGAAGUACCUGCUGUUCACCAUGAUCCUCGUCACCCUCUCCAUCUGCGUCACCGUCGGCGUCCUAAAUGUGCACUUCAGGUCGCCGUCAACCCACAAGAUGUCACCUUGGGUCAAGAGAGUGUUUAUCCACAUCAUGCCACGACUGCUCCUUAUGAGACGACCUCAAUACGACCCUCGAGAGCGACAUGUGCGUUCGGCCUCAGAGCAGGAGUAUUUAGAUAGUCUGGGCGACGGUGGUAUCUGUGAUCCUUACAGCGAGACCUUCGUGGAAAUCCGCGGGGAGCGAGGCAGCCUCGGAGGCGGAGGUGGAGGCGGAGGAGGCGGAGGAGGAGGCAAUGGAGGCUAUAAAUUCAGCGAAGAUUUCCUCUCGUCUCACGCUGCAGGGAAGUGCGACCUGGGCGGCUGCCACCUGCACAACCAGCGAACCUACUCCCCCGAGAUCCAGAAGGCGAUCGAGGGCGUCCAGUUCAUCGCUCAACACAUCAAGGAUGCCGAUCGAGACAAUGAGGUGAUUCAAGACUGGAAGUAUGUGGCUAUGGUGCUCGAUAGACUCUUCCUGUGGGUGUUCACCAUUGCGUGCGUGGUUGGGACGUGCGGCAUCAUAUUCCAGGCUCCUUCCCUCUACGACACGAGGAGUCCUAUCGACCAAAUGUACUCUGAGAUCGGAACUGCUAGUUCGACGCUGUAAAGGACCGCCAAGGACAUUAUCCUACAGACAUACUUCCUUUUAAUCUGUGUGUGCGUCUGUGUGUUCGUGGAGGGAGUCUGUGUAUGUGCAAGUGUGGGAGUGUUUGUGUUAUGUUUGUGUGCGUGCGUUACAUGUAAAUAUGUUUUUUUUCUUCCUGUCUUCUUCAUCUACAUGUCUAUUCGGCAUUUUACAUCGUUAAUAAUGUGAAAACUCGUCAACUGUGAGAAAGUUUCCAUGGUUUUGCUUUUUGUUGUUUGCUUAUUUAAAAACAAAGAUGUCUAUCGUGCGAGACUAAAGACGAAUUUACGUGUAAUAUUUAGUCUUCAUUUCAAGCAUUUCUUUCCAGUCUUUACUACAAUUAUAGUAGAUUUGACUUAGUGUAGGUCGAGCAGUUUUCUUUCGAAUUCUAGAAGUUACUUGGCGAGCAGAGCAAAUCUCACUUCUGGACUCGGGAGUUUAGGCGAGAGGCAGGUUACACAAGGCAAGGCGUGGAUAUUUUUAGAGGUCAUGCAAUUGUCAGGCAGAUCACGCAGUGUUACUUAUGACCGGAUCAGCUGACAGGUCUUUGGAUCUAAAUGAUAAAAUGCUUCAAAAUGUCAUGAUCUUCUGUCAGAAUCUGAAAAUGAAGAAUUAGAAAAAAUCGCUUCUUUUUUCUUGCCAUAAACUAGGCAGUGAUAUUUUUUAAAGACCUUGUAAGCAUACAGGUUACGUGGUGGGAUGUAUGUGAAGGUCAUAGGUCAUGCAGUUCGCAAAUAUCGAUCUUUUUAUGAAAAUUUAAGAUGGGAUAUUUGAUAUUUGAAAAAGGAGUUAUGAAAUUUGGCAAAAAUAAUGGGUUAUAUUAUUUUUUACGUGACUAUAAUGAAAGCAAGAUAAAGAAAUAACCGUUCAGGUUGAAGAAAUAAUAUUAAACGAUAUUGAAGAUAGAAGCGAAGACAAAAAUCAAAGAUAAAUAUGCAUAUAUACAUUAGUUUUCCCUAAAUUUGAUCAUACAGUGUUAAAAGUGCAAAGAGAUUAUUGUGUGAUACUGUAGUAAUAAUUUUGAUUUUAAACUCGUCAGUUCAACAUUUAAUGAAAUACACUUCAAAUAUGAUGGAGAUACACAUAGAAUAAUAAUGUCUUUAUCAUUUCUUCUUGGAUACAUAAAGUCGCACUGAAGUAAAGUCCCGAAGACGGAAAUGAUUCUCGAAUGCCGUUUUUGUUUGUUUGUUUUAUCAGACACUUAGAAAGAAAAAAAAAUCUUGUCUUUAUGGACGUGUUGAUAGUGUUAAUACUCUAUAUACGUUAAGUCUUUUAACAGUUCAUUGUGAAAUCAUUAAUAUUCUUUUUUUUCUCUCUCUCUAUGUUUUCUUUUGUGUGUGUGAAAAUUCUUCUGCCAAUCAGGAUUGUGCUUCGCGUUUUCCGCCAUUUUCUUUUUCUCGUGUUUCCCGCCAUUUUUUUUUUCUCGUGUUUCCCGCCAUUUUUUCCCCCCGUGACGUCACUCGGCUUGCGCUUCUUGACAACUUUUUAAGCCCUGUGUAUGUUAAAUAGUAUGGAUCUAGGAACUAAUGUUUAGUGUUUAAGAAGUCAAUUUUUACGUAUUUCUAAGACGUAUUGCGUGCACUUGAUUACCGACAAGGAGUCUUAACAUUUGUUCAAUCGGUGGAGACGUGUUGGAAUUUUUGACCCGAAAUGAAAAACAGAAAAAUAAAAAUCCUUUGCAAUGAAGGAGGGUUAAUCCGUUUGUGGGAGCGCAUGGUUUUAAUACUUAUGGUGUGUAUCUUCGGCUCAAAUACAAUACAAACGUAUAAUUAUGUACAUAAUGAAGUUAGCGUUAGACAAUUUUGAAUAUUUCAAAACCUAGAAUAUAUUUCUUUUCUUCUAUAUCAAUGUCAUUUGUAACCACUUACCCAUAAUAGAAAAAAAA
Penaeus monodon (black tiger shrimp) is the source of this 2998-nucleotide messenger RNA. RefSeq names its product acetylcholine receptor subunit beta-like 2. Gene Ontology annotation, molecular function: extracellular ligand-gated monoatomic ion channel activity; transmembrane signaling receptor activity; neurotransmitter receptor activity. NCBI's taxonomy places the organism in Eukaryota, Metazoa, Arthropoda, Malacostraca, Decapoda, Penaeidae. Gene Ontology annotation, cellular component: membrane; neuron projection; synapse. The record is from RefSeq and is a predicted model, not a curated record. Gene Ontology annotation, biological process: nervous system process; regulation of membrane potential; chemical synaptic transmission. The coding region runs from base 1 to 1095 and encodes 364 amino acids. The transcript is spliced from 8 exons.